AAUGGGAUACUAUUCCCUUCAACUAAAGCGAGAUAGUAUGAAUAGGUAAGACAAAUUAGUAUCAUAAGCAUCAGACAUGGAGAGAAUUGAAGAUUGAGCAAAGCAACGGUUUGGAUGCGAAUAACAAGAGUUCAGAGAGAAGCAAAGGCGGCGAUGGGUGGCGGAGAUCAGAGCACGGUGGAGGCAUUUUUCUCAGUCACUCUAAUUCUAUGGUUGGGCUUCGUUUCUUUCCAGAUACUCUUCAACAACAGCACGCAACUUCUCUCCGUCAUCGCCGGUUCUUUCUUCUAUCAAACUUCUAACUCUCUCAUCCGUUCCCUCUCCGAAGACCCUCUCUUCGUUAACACCUCCGUCUCCCUUCUCCACUCCCUCGUCACCUCCGCUUCAGUGCUGUUCAUCUUGUCCAGAGAGUGGUUAAGGAAUGGGUCAAGUGGAAUGUUUGACCACUCGCAGUUGGUUGAAGGUACUUGGCCAUGGGCAUUUCAAGCAUUGAGCUUUUCAUGUGGUUACUUUGCAUAUGAUCAGUGGGAUAUGCUUCGUUAUCGCUUAUAUAAUGGCUGGAUCCCUUCUAUCCUGGUGCAUCAUCUCGUUCUCCUUAUUUGCUUCACUCUUGCUUUGUAUCGAAAUGUCACCAUCAACUACCUUAUUCUCACACUUAUCUGUGAAUUGCAUUCCAUCUUUCUGCAUGUGAGAAAAAUGAGACGAAUGGCAGGUUUUCGGGAUGGGAAGAGCAUUCUUGUGAAGUUAGAAUGGAUUCUGAAUUGGGCCACCUUCUUUGUGGCCAGGUUUGCAUCUCACAUUCUCAUCACGGGCAAGCUUAUCAGGGAUGCUCACAAAUUUGAAAAGGGUGUGGAACUACCACUGGCUCUAUUUGGCAUGGCUGGGAUGAAUUUGCUGAACAUUGGUCUUGGCAUUGAUCUCUUUAAAGCUUUCAAGAGAGAGAGGAAGUCCCAGCAGGGUAAUCGUCAUCACCAUCGUGAAUGAUAGAAGAUAAAAGCCUAAAACUCUGUCAUUGUUACCUUUUGUGUACACUAGUACAAAAUCAGCCCUCCCCUUUCUCCAAAAUUUUAUUAUAUGUACGAAAAACUUCCGGCUCUUAUUUUUCAAAAUACAACACAAAUAGAUGAUUGUUAUUCCUCAAAAAAUUAUUUUGAAGCAUCAAGCAUGUAUGUAAAAUUUAGAAUGCAAGAACGCAUGAAAGCAUUGUAAUUUUCAAGACAACAGUUGUAUUUCUGGUUUUAAUCAAAUUAAGAAUAUUUAAAUCAUAGUGAGGUUAAGUUUU
Messenger RNA from Abrus precatorius (Indian licorice), 1282 nucleotides. RefSeq names its product TLC domain-containing protein 2. Gene Ontology annotation, cellular component: plasma membrane. Gene Ontology annotation, biological process: plasma membrane organization; membrane assembly; phospholipid homeostasis. The record is from RefSeq and is a predicted model, not a curated record. The transcript has 3 exons. The coding region runs from base 115 to 984 and encodes 289 amino acids. NCBI's taxonomy places the organism in Eukaryota, Viridiplantae, Streptophyta, Magnoliopsida, Fabales, Fabaceae.